Molecule: messenger RNA, 8613 nt
Organism: Penicillium cataractarum
Lineage: Eukaryota; Fungi; Ascomycota; Eurotiomycetes; Eurotiales; Aspergillaceae
Exons: 11
Coding region: 1-8613 (2870 amino acids)
Biological process (GO): secondary metabolite biosynthetic process; fatty acid biosynthetic process
Molecular function (GO): oxidoreductase activity; fatty acid synthase activity
Source: RefSeq, a predicted model, not a curated record
AUGGCCAUUCCCACCGCUACUGCCGAUGCGACGGCAGUCCCCAGGGAUUCGCAGCCCAAUCUUUCUGGACUGGAUCGCUCCAACGAGGUGGCCUUUCCAAUUGCUAUCGUCGGCAUGGCGGUGAGGCUUCCUGGAGGGGUGAACACUACGGAGAAAUUCUGGGACAUGUUGAUCAACAAAAGAGAUGGUCACUGCAAGGUCCCAAAGGCAAGAUAUGCAGCAGACGCAUUUUACAAUGCCACCCGACCAGGCACUGUCAAGACCUGCCAUGGUUAUUUCCUGCAGGAAGAUAUUGGCUACAUUGACCGGUCAUUUUUCUCCAUGAGUAAGACUGAGGCAGCAAAGCUGGAUCCCCAGCAGAGGUUGCUUCUAGAGGUCGUAUGGGAAUGCAUGGAGUCUGGGGGACAGACGAACUGGCGUGGGCAAAGUAUUGGUUGCUACGUUGGUGUCUUUGGUGAAGAUUGGCUAGAAAUGUCUAGCAAGGAUACCCAACACAUGGACCGAUUUCAUGUUGUAAGCGCAGGAGACUUUGCGCUCUCGAAUCGUGUGUCAUACGAAUACGAUCUACAGGGCCCGAGUAUCACAUAUCGAACGGCUUGCUCAUCUUCUAUGGUCGCCCUGCACGACGCCUGUCAAGCGCUGUACAGUGGCGAAUGUUCCUCGGCCGUUGUCGCCGGAUCGAAUCUUAUAUUGACACCCACCAUGACCAUGUCCAUUUCCGACAACAUGAUCGUAUCGCCUGAUGGAAUUUGUAAGACUUUCGAUGCUUCUGCUGACGGUUAUGGCCGAGGCGAAGCGAUCAACGCCAUCUAUAUUAAGCCCUUGGCGGAAGCUCUGCGACAAGGGGACCCUAUCCGUGCAGUCAUUCGAUCCACGGCCGUGAAUUGUGACGGAAGAACACCAAGCAUCACAACACCUGGCUCAGAAGCUCAGGAGCGUCUUAUUCGACGUGCUUAUCAAAAGGCUGGCAUUGAGAACCUCUCCCAAACAGGGUUCUUUGAAUGCCACGGGACGGGAACAAUUGCUGGGGAUACGGCAGAGACAUCUGUCGUGGCCAAGGUCUUUACUGACGGUAUCCAUAUUGGAGCGGUCAAACCAAAUGUUGGCCAUUCAGAAGGUGCAUCAGGAAUCACUGCUAUCAUCAAAUCUGCGCUCGCGCUUGAAAAGAGAACCAUUCCCCCGAAUAUUCAUUUCAAGAACCCAAAUCCAUCGAUCCCAUUCCAAGACGCAGGCCUCAAAGUACCUCUAGACCCGGUCCCAUGGCCAGACAGCCGAUGUGAACGAGUCAGUGUAAAUUCGUUCGGGAUAGGCGGUACAAAUGCACAUGUCAUCCUCGAGUCUUUCUCAUCCAUGGUACAUGACCAGAAAGAACAAGCCACUGGUGAAACAGGCCCUCAUGUCUUGGUCUUGUCCGCAAAGAAUGGGAAGUCUCUGCAAAAUGCUGUUGAGCAUAUGAAGGAAUUUACCGCCCAAGUUUCGUUUCCAGUGAAAGAUCUGGCUUAUACCUUAGGCUGCAGAAGAGAACAUCUGGGACAUCGAGCAUUCGCCAUUGUUGAUCCCGAUAGGAACAUUUCGGAUUUUGAGACGGCCCGUGACACGCCAUCUAGCGUCACCUUUGUUUUUACUGGCCAAGGGGCACAGUGGGCUGGUAUGGGGAAAGAGUUGAUGUCCACGUCACCGAGCUUUCUGAACAGCAUCAGGUCCCUGGAUCAGCAGUUGUCGUCGCUGAAAAAUCCUCCGAGCUGGACCUUAGAGGAAGAGCUUGCAAGGGACCACGAAACUAGUAAAAUUCAACAGCCGGAAUUUGCUCAACCGCUGUCUACGGCAGUACAGCUCGCCGUGGUAGAUCUUCUUCAGGAAUGGGGCGUACGUCCGACAUCAGUCAUCGGUCACUCGAGUGGUGAGAUUGCGGCUGCAUAUGCGUCCGGAGCAAUGACUGCCGGCGUGGCAAUGGCUGUGUCAUACUAUCGAGGGAAAGCCGUAGGCGAUGCGAAUAUGAAACCUGGAGGCAUGGCUGCGGUUGGUCUAGCAGCCACCACGGCAAGCAAGUACCUCAUUGGGAAUGUGGCCUUGGCGUGCGAUAACAGUCCACAAAGUGUGACCCUUUCCGGUACUUCAAGUGCUCUCGAUGAGGUCCUCGAGAAGAUACAGGCAGUUGAUCCAGAGACAUUUUGUAAACGGCUCAAGGUCUCUGUUGCAUAUCACUCUGAGAGUAUGAAGGAGCCGGGCCUUGCUUAUGAGGAAAUGAUGAAGCCUGUGAUAUCCCAUAAUAACAACAUGAUACCCCUCUAUUCGACAGCUAGAGAGGAUGUCAUACUGGAUCCGACUGUGCUGGACGCAUCAUAUUGGCGGGAGAAUCUGCAAUCCACUGUUUUGUUCAACGGUGCUGUUCAACGAUUGCUCCGAGAAGCAAAAUUACCAACUCUCUUUGUAGAGAUUGGCCCUCAUUCAACGCUUUCAAGCCCGCUACGCCAAAUUCUACGCAAACACGAUUCUGACCAAUCGUCCAAGUAUAUCCCGACCCUAGUUCGCGGUCAGCCACAGUUGAGGGCUCUUCUUACGACUGCCGGGCGCCUUCAUAUCAAUGGAGCACACAUUGACCUAGCUGUGAUUAACGAGACCAAAGAUGCUUCAAUCUUGAAGGAUCUUCCGGCCUACCCUUGGCUUCACGAGGAAAGUUUUCUCAGCGAAACCAGACUGGUUCGGGAAUGGAGAAACCCCAAAGAGCCGCAUCACGAGUUGCUAGGACCUCGCUCUCUGGAAUCGACCGACUUGGAGCCUUCCUGGAGGAGGGUUCUAUUUGCAGGACAUGUGCCUUGGUUGUGGGACCAUGUGUUGGGGAAAGAACUCAUAUUUCCAUGUGCCGGAUACAUUGCCAUGGCUGGUGAGGCAAUUCGACAGAUAACUGGGACGGAAGAUUACACAAUCCACAACUUGAGCAUGAAGACACCACUGGUACUCAAAGAUUCUGAAGCAGCAGAGCUGGUGACUAGUCUUCGGCCCGCCAGGCUCACCAUGACGACGGAUUCUUCCUGGUACGAAUUCACGAUCUCAGCCUACCAGGACGGGACCUGGAAAAAGCAUUGCACGGGGAAAGCAAGAGCGGGGAGUGUCAAACAACACACCCAUCAUGAACAUGUUUCAUAUCCGCGCAUGCUUCCUUCAAAGACAUGGUACGAAGCAAUUAAAAGGCGUGGCAUGAACUUUGGCCCUGAGUUCCGAAGAUUAGAGAGUAUUUCUGCCAAUCCAUGCAGUCCUCAAGCUGGCGCCCGUGUCCAGUACAAUGACGAGGGGGAUUCCAAAAUCACAAGUAUUUACGCUCUUCAUCCAACCAUAAUUGAUCAGAAUCUCCAAAUGCUCGGGGUUGCAAUGUGUCGUGGAUCUUCUCGUCAUAUGACAAAGCUUUGUAUGCCCGUGGCAAUUGAAAGCAUUUAUAUCGCUCCAGGUCGUGGAACGAUGUUUAUCGAUGCCUCAUGCAACCCUACCGGUGACUCCAUCAUCGGAAAUGCAACGAUGAUCUCUGGUAACAAGGUUGUUCUCUCAAUGGAACGAGGCAUGCUUUUCGCCGUUGAAGAGGUGGAUGAAACUGAGCGAAAUGAUUCUCCGAUUGCCCGAAUCGACUGGAAACCACACAUUGAUCUAGUCUCAUUGACUGACGAGGUUCUGCCUAAAAUGUUGAAUAAUCGCGGCUUGUCUCUGUUAGAUGCUGUCAUUAGAUCAAUGAUCACAACAACAGCUGAUAAGAUUCGAUCGUUGCAUCCAAAGACCACCCAACUUGAAAAAUACCAGCUCUGGGUCUGCUCCCAGGCAGAUGCAAUCAAACGCACCAUGAGAAGCGCGAGUUCACUUUGCCAAGAGGAUAAUCUAAUAGAUAUCACGAAAGAAAUCGAGAAAGACUACGUUGAGUUGGUGCCUCUCUUAAAACUUGCAGGCAAGAUUUCAAUGCUCUCAAAUGACUUGUUGGAGGGGAAUGUCACCCUCGAGGAGGUGGGAACUCCGGAAGAGACUUUGUUAUGUGUUUACAAGUCGUUGUCAUCGACAGCCGGGUGUGCCGACUUCUUCUCUCUCCUUGGCCAUUCCAACCCGAUGCUUCGAGUUUUGACGAUUGGCCUAGGCAAUGGGUUUGCAGUGACUCAAGCUUUAUGCGGACUCACGUCGAACAAUGGCACUCCCAUGUAUUCGAAGUGUACAGUCACUGGCAGAUCGGAAGCCGAGCUCCGCCGCGCGAAGGAGACACUAUCUUGGGCCCCUAAAAUUCAAUACAAAUCUCUUGACAUUGCCCAGGGCCCUAUUGAGCAGGGAUUUGAGGCUGAGGGCUAUGACCUUGUCAUUGCUUCAGAGGCAUUUGAUGCUGACAUGCCGAUGUCACCCUCUCUGAAAAACAUCUUUACAUUGCUUGCCCCGGGUGGUCGAGUUUUCCAUCAGGGUGUGUUUUCAAGCAUUCCUUUGGUCGGAUAUGUUAUGGGUAUCUUUUGCGAUUUGUGGCUUCAACAAGAUUUGGCUUGCAAUAAACCCUCCAUUACCCCAGAGCAAUGGCGGAAUGAGCUCAGAGAGAAUGGUUUCGAAGAGUCUGACAUGUUGACACUGAAGGACACGUCAAUUUAUCACGCGGGAACAACGAUUGCAUCGCGGCCAUAUCCAUUGACCAGGCCCAGUUCGAAGGAAAUUGCGAUUCUCUAUCUCUCCACCGUCCCAGAGUGGGCUCAAACCUUGGCAAAGAGUCUGGAGAAGGAGGGGCAGCUUGUUACCUGGGUUGCCUUUGGUCGCGAUCCAUUACCGGCAACAGGAGUGGUCUCCGUCGUAGACUUGGAAGGCCCGCUUUUCGAUAACAUCUCACCAGAACGGUUUACUCAGUUCCAGCAUUUUGUCAGUCAGAUCAAGAACUCGCACGUUUUAUGGCUCACCCAGAGCUCCCAAAUGUCCUGCAAAGACUCUCGGUUGGGACUCAUUCUGGGAGUUGUCAGAACAAUCAGACACGAAGUGACGCCUGAAUUCUAUACCCUUGAGAUCGACGAUUUUGAUGAUGCAUCUGUCAUCGCCACCAUUCGAGUAAUAGAGCAUAUAAACCGACAGCGGGAUUGCUCACCACUGGAUCCUGACCGUGAAUUUGCACUGGAGCAAGGAAAGAUCCACGUCAGCAGGGCCCAUUGGGCUAGCGCUCGCCAGGAGCUGUCUACCGCAAGACCUGCGGUCUGUGACAGCAAGUUCCUAGACAUUGGAUCGUAUGGACUACUGAACACACUUGCGUGGUCUGAACGUGAGACGCGCGUUCUGCAAAGUCAUGAAGUCGAAAUCGACAUGAAAUACGUCGGACUCAAUUUUCGGGAUAUGAUGGUCGCUCUUGGCGUGGUGGGUGACAGGAGUGAAUUUGGUGUCGAAGCUAGUGGCGUUGUUCGUCGAGUAGGCUCAUCAGUAACACAUGUGACCGUUGGCGAUGCGGUUGUUGUUAUUGGCGAUGGGCUCUUGUGUACACGGAAAAUUGUCGCCGCGGAGCGCUGCUUCCCUCUCUCGAACGACAUCAGCUUGGAAGACGCUGCCACAGUGGCUUGCGUGUAUGGAACAGUUAUCUUAUCGCUGAUUUAUAUUGGUAGGCUCCAGAAAGGCCAAUCUGUUUUGAUACAUUGUGGAUGUGGUGGCGUUGGACUGGCAGCCAUUCAAAUCUGUCAGAUGUUAGGGGCCGAGAUCUUCACCACUGUUGGCAAUGAUGACAAGGUUCAGCAUCUCAUGGACACAUUUGGAAUUCCUCGGAACCGCAUUUUUAGCUCCCGAGAUCCUUCAUUCUUACAUGGAGUGAUGGAGCAAACCGGGAAUCGCGGAGUAGACCUUGUUCUCAACUCUCUUUCCGGUGAACUUCUGCAUCUUUCCUGGAGAUGUGUGGCCAAGUUUGGGAAAAUGGUCGAGCUAGGAAAGCGCGACCUGCUGGGGUAUGGCCAAUUGGACAUGGAUGUUUUCGCCGGAAACAGGGCUUUCAUAGGGGUUGAUGCGAAGCAGAUCAUAGAUGAAGACAUUGGUCAAUUCCAAAGUAUCAUGCAAGAGUGUAUGGAAUUUCUCAGGCAAGGGAAAAUAAAGCCCAUUCGACCACUUACUGUUUUCGACGCUGCGGAAGUUAGCCAAGCUUUUCGCUUCAUGCAGACCGGCAAACAUAUGGGAAAAAUAGUUGUGAAACUGCCCGAUGAUUCCUCGGAUUUACAUGUUUCUCCAAUUUCGACAUUCAUAAACCUCCCCUCGGAUGCCUCUAUUGUGAUUGUUGGGGGGUUGGGUGGCUUAGGUCGCACCGUGGCAACCUGGUUAGUCGAGAAGGGAGCGCGAGAUUUGGUAUUUCUCAGCCGAUCAGGAGGAAAGUCUCCCGGGGCACAAUCGUUCUUGGAAGAAAUUCGCAGUCAAGGUUGUUCAGUGACUGCGGUCGCUGGAGAUGUGGCCAAGAUGGAUGAUGUCCAACGCGCAGUAACGGCUUGCCAGAGGCGCAUUGCUGGGGUCAUUCACAUGCCCAUGAUGUUGAAGGAUCAAUUAUUGUCGAAGAUGACUCAUGAUGACUGGCGCUCGGUGUUGGCUUCAAAGGUCCAAGGAACGUGGAAUUUGCAUAAUGCUCUCUUUGACACCAGACUGGACUUCUUUGUGUGUUUCGGCUCCCUGGCUGGUCUCUGUGGAAAUGCCGGUCAAACAAACUAUGCGGCAGCAAAUGCAUUCUUGGAUGCUUUUGUGCAGUAUCGCUCAGGACAAGGGCUUGUAGCGAGUGUCAUUGACCUUGGUCUCAUGAACGAUGCAGGAUUUGCAUACGAAAAUGCACCCAAACUUAUCCAACGUGCCAAAUCGGCAUCGAUGCGAACUGUUGAAGAGAAUGAGCUAGUCCAGGCUCUAGAAUUGGCAAUUUGUCGAUCAGGUCAAAUUGCACUGGGCCUUGGAACCACGAAGCCCCUCUCUAAUCCUGGUGUCGUGCCACCUUGGACUCGAGAUGCCCGCUAUUGCCUGUGGUCAAAUAUCGUCUCGGCCACCGAGCCUGCCGCAUCUUCGUUGGACGGAGACCUCAAGGAGCUAAUGGAGUCUGUCAAAAGCAACCCGCAUAUUUUGGAUGACCCUGCUACCAUAGGGAGGAUUUCCAAAGUCCUUGGCUUGGAAAUUGGAUCUCAUUUAGCAAACAUUGACGAUAUGGACGAGAAAGACAUAAACAACAUGGUGAUUGAGUCUUUGGCUAUGAUUGAAAUCCGGAGCUGGUAUCGCCGCCACCUCGGCUUGGAGUUGCCCCUCGUCGAGAUUUCAAAUGCGCAAACAAUAGGAGGCCUUGGAAAAGUGACAGUGCAGGCGCUACGUGCCAAGUACAAAGAGGCUUCCAGCACGGAGACUUCCGCGGUAGAUACCGCCAUUGCAGAACAGGAAAAAGAUCUCCAGUAUCUUCAAGAUGCGACACUCGGUCAGAAUUUCCACCCUAUCGCAGACAAAGUCGCAGAAUGGUAUGCAAAAUCUGAAGGUCAUGUGCUUUUGAUAGGCGCAACUGGUUUUGUUGGCGCAUUCAUGUUGUCCAUGUUGGUGGCAUCACCCGAGGUAAAGACUAUCACUUGCCUAGUUCGCGCAGAGUGUACCACAGCGGCGAUGAAACGACUCGAAACAGCAUUUGCCGAACUUCGCCUUCCAAUGCAAUCCUGGGACAAGGUUCGAGCUGUCACCGGCGACAUCACCCACGAAGACCUUCGUCUGGGAAAAGCGGAGCUCGUUCAGCUAUCCAAGGAAUGCAGUGCCAUUUUCCACCUUGGAGCUGUUGUCAAUUACACUCUUUCAUAUUCUGCGCAUCGGAACACGAACGUUUUAGGUCUUGUCAAUGUCCUGAAAUUUGCCAAUACGCAUCGCCUCAAGCCUGUUCAUUACUUCUCGGGUAUGGCAGCAUAUGGCCCAACUGGCUUCCUCAGUGGCCCCACAUACGUGCCUGAGAACGAGAGACCAGUAGCUGGCUCCGGGUCUUUGCAACACCAUACUGGCUACUCGCUCAGCAAAUAUGUGGCGGAGUGCAUCGCAUGGGAUGCCAUUUCAAAUGGAUUCCCCCUCGCAAUCCAUCGAGCCGGCUUCGUUCUGGGACACAGUGUGACGGGAAUCGGAAAUGCAGAUGAUGCUGUCAAUCGACUAAUGUCGACCUGUAUCAGCCUGGGUGCUUAUCCGAUUCCUCCAGCUCAGCGCAAUUGCUUCGUUCCCGUCGACUUUGUGUGCUCAGCGGCUAUACAUAUAUCUCUGUCCAACAACAAUCUCGGUCAAGCGUACAAUUUGAUCCAUCCCGAUCAAGAUCAGAAUAUUGACCUAUCCACAACUUUCCACAUGCUCAGUCAAUUAGCCUCGACUCCACUCCGCGCUGUCGAGAUUUCGGAAUGGGCAGAGCUGAUGUCAAAAGCAGUUGGCCAUCGUCUGAGUGGCAUUGCCCCAAUCAUUGCGGAAAGAUUAACGGAAGGGUCAAUCUGGUGGAACAACAAACAGGACUCGAUGGUAAUUCAUGGGACUGAAAAUCUUCACAAAGCUUUAGGAGAUCGACCAGACCUAUUGAACUGUAAGACGAUGUUUGAACUCAUGGAGACAUAUUUCGCCCAGUGGAGCCAGAUUUCGGAAUCUGGUAUCUUGAUGCAUGAUAUUUGA